CAACGGCGCUCCUCGUUCCGUCUCGGCGUUCCUCGUCCGGUCGCAUGGAGACGGAACGCCGCUCCAGCGAACCUCGCGGUUCUGAAGCGCUGCCGGAGACACAGAGCCUUCGCCGCUUCUUCGGCGGUUCCAGGUCCUCGGUGCAAGCAGAGAUCCAGCUGCAGCAGCGGGCGUUCGCGACGGGGACGACGGCGACGGGGACGACGGUGCGUGGCAAGUCUGAGGUGAGUCUUCCUCUACAUGCGCGUGUCAGUGAGGUCAGUGAGAUCGAGUCGGAGUUGCGUUGGUACGAUGUGGCUGGCUCAGAUGAGGCUGUUUACACUGCCUCACUGACUCCAAGCUGUUUCAGCCUGGUGCUGGUUUGUGCUUUGCGAGGGGUGAGUAUUUGGAUGCCGAUGAUGCUGAUCACUCCAAUCGGUGUCUUGCAGUUCUCGGUCUUGUACAUCAUUUGCUUCGCCUCUCCUCAGUACCUCUUUGCGUCGGGGGUAUGGCUACUGCCGAAUUCCGCCUCAAAGUCGUUGAGCGUGAUGAAGUCCUUUGCCACCGUGCUGAUGUUGGGCCAGAUCGCGGAAGAGUUUCAUGAAAUCAGUGAGUCCAUGAAGGUCUUGCGUCAGAGCCGCUUGAGCAUCACCCGUGGACGAAGGCUCUUGGGCUGUUGGCUUUGCAUCUCCAUCCAGUAUAUUCAGGCCUUGAUGGUGAUGGUGACCUCUGGACAAGUGAUCCUGGGGCGACAAAAUCCCAUCGAACCAUUGUGGAUGACCUACUACGUUUUCAUGACCUUGAGCUUCGACAACAUGUUGGUGAAGUUCAUCAUGUACGUCCGCACCAUGGAGCGGCACACCAUUUGGAAGGUGGAGAUUUCACAUCCAGAGACGCCCACCUCAAGGACCCGCAGCCAGAGGUUGGAUUUCGCACAACGGCUGGCGGUGCUUUGGGUGCCAUUGGUCUUGGCUGCCUCUGUCAGCAUCCUCUGCAGGGUCUUCAACGUGCUGCCCAUCACACUGCUGCGCUAUGGCCCCGUUUCCAAUGAGAAGCCGGUGGUCAUGUUCUCCUCAUUGUCUCUUCCUGCGGGCUGUUGCCCAUCCGUGGCUAGCAUCAACAACAGCUAUGCCGACACUGUGAGUGUGAGUGUGCCGUGCCUCUCUCCAGAAGCGCCCGAAGAUUGGCCCAAUCGGCCGUUGGUGUAUUGGGUUGCUUCUCCCAGCCACAAGGCAAUGCCAACGAGCCUUCAGAUUCGAGAGGGGCGUACCAGUGAUGGCUCCAAGGCCUUGCUCGCAGGACAUGUGGAAGCGAAGCCCUUGGAGUUGUGGCCCUGGAUGAGUCGUCAUGGCUACGAGGCCCAAGACAUCGACACCGUGCUCGGGAAGCUCAACGAUGAGACCCUGGGCAUCGGGCUGUACCACCGCACCUUCGCCUAUGUGGCAGAGAUCCAAGUCCAUCCGUUCCCCUGGUUUGAGGAGGUGGCGAUCUAUGCCAUCGCCCGGAACCGAGUUACAGGUGCCUUGAGCCCAAAGCCCGCAGUGUCCAAUGUGCUGCAUGGCAAGAGGUGCCCACCUCACUGCGAGAUCUGUGAUCGACAAGGCCAAUGUCGCCGGUGCCAGGAGGGCUUCCGGAAAGACAAGGACUCCACUUGCCAUCCCUGCCCUGAAGGUUGCUUGCGCUGUCCACAUGGCACCUCGCAGUGCACCAAAUGCAAGGCCAAGUUUGGUCUGGUGCCCUAUGCCUCCAAGCAGAUCUGCGUGCCAUGCAGCUCCGACAACUGCCAGAGCUGCGAUGGACCAGUACAGGGAGCGAUCCCACCCAGCGCCUUGCCAUGCCACACGUGCGAUCCCUUCUAUGGCCUGGACCUUCAUGGCCAUUGCCAACGCUGCGAGGAUGAGAACUGUCUCCACUGUGAGGGAGGUUCAGGCUGCACCGCCUGUGCAAGCGGCUUCGUUCUGGACUUCGGCGAGAAUGUGACCUGCGCUCUGUGUGGACCAGGCUGUCUCUCUUGCAGCCAAAAGAACGUGUGCUCGCAGUGCCAGGAGGGCUUCAGGCUUACGGCGAAAGGCCAGUGCAAGGCCUGUCGCCCCAACUGCCGAACCUGUGAUGCCGAUGCACCUCGACGUCGACGUCAGCGGCGCGAGGACUACUGCGAGUUUGGUGGUUGCUUUCCGGGCUUUGGAUGGCAGAAGAGGCACUGGGGCUUCCUCAUUCGGCCCGAAUGCGAAGCGUGCCGCGUGCAGCAUUGCGUCAGCUGCGAUCACAAUGCACACUUCUGCACCGAGUGCAGUGAGGACUUCGGCGUCACGACCAGCGGGGGUUGCUUUCGCUGUGGCCUAGGAUGUACCAGUUGCAGGCUCGCUGGCAGCUGCCUACGAUGUAGCGAUGGCUUCGUCUUGCGGGAGCACCAGUGCGAACCGUGUGCAGACCGCUGCCAGAAAUGCACGGCCGCGGGCCCCGCGCACUGCGACCAGGAUGGAUGCUUUCCGGGGUGGACGGCUGUUCAGGCCACCUGGGAUGAGGGACCGCAGAGCUUCGUGUGUCGACCUUGCUCAGAUCCAGACUGCCCCAAGUGUGACAUCAAAGGUCCAGGGAACUGUGAUGAUGUGCCCGAGUGAGAACAACUCUUUCUUGUGC
Molecule: messenger RNA, 2619 nt
Organism: Durusdinium trenchii
Lineage: Eukaryota; Dinophyceae; Suessiales; Symbiodiniaceae
Source: the annotation of a GenBank genome assembly